AUGUCCCAUAGAAUCGACAUGACCUCACCAGACUCUCUAGCUAGGAGCUCAGACACCCGACCUGCCACUGUCUUGGUAUCUGAUACCGACGUAACGCCACGAAAUGCUUUGCUCGGCAUAAAGCAGCGAUCGCAAGUUCCAAUGCAGCAAUUUCGAUACCCUUUCCCUCGCAAUACCUAA
Molecule: messenger RNA, 180 nt
Organism: Parastagonospora nodorum SN15
Lineage: Eukaryota; Fungi; Ascomycota; Dothideomycetes; Pleosporales; Phaeosphaeriaceae
Exons: 2
Coding region: 1-180 (59 amino acids)
Source: RefSeq, a predicted model, not a curated record